AUGGACCUAGUGAGCGCACUAAGGUCCUCGGGCCUGACUGGUGUGUGGGCCGCACGCCACUUCAUCCACCGCCGCAUCCAGCCCCUGAAGGACCGAGUGCACCUCUCCUUCGACUAUACGGGGGAGGAUGACGCGACCUGUGAAGCGCCCGAGAUGAUCCAGCCGGCUGCGCUGACCGUCCGAAUGAAGCGGCUCUGUGCUCCCGAGACCGACAUCCCGAACAGUGCAAAGGGCUUCCCAUGGCCUUUCAACGCCGGCUUCCAGCCUCCCGCGGACCGCCACCAGUUUAUCUCACAUCCGCCCAGGCAAACCGCGCCCGAACGAAAGCGCACGGCGGAGGUGUCGACAGACGAGCCAGCGGCGAAGAGGUCGGCAUAUGACCCGGACGCCGAGCCUAAAGUCCCCGAGCACCCAGAGGAAGUGCGCAUCCAAGCUAGGUCGGAUGCAAAGUCUCGUGCCCUCCGACUGCUGACUCCUCGAAUAGCGGCACUAGAGGAGAUCGAGAAGGACCGGGCAGAGGUGAUUGCUCGGGCCAAGCUGAUCGAUGACUGGCAGCGCGCGGAGAUCGAAGCGCUGAAGUCGGCUAGAGCGUCGGACCAAGAGACCCUCACCGCCAGAGCUUCCGAGCUGGAGGCACUUCACAAGUGCAACGCCGAGCUCGCAACUGAGUGCUCGCGCUUAGCAAAGGGCGAGGAGACUGCUGUUACCGAGCUCGUAGCAGAGAUCCGGCAAAGCUCCAGGGCGGCCGUGGCGGAGAUCGACGCGCGUCUUCAGCGGGCCACGACUUCUCGGGAUGAGUUCAUGGCUGCGGCGCAGGAGAUUUUCGUGGCCUUGGACAAUAUGGAGCCGGGGCCGAGUGCUCCUUCAGCUGAGGACGUGCUCCAGAGGCUCCGUUGGGUCUCGAGGUGCAUUCGGGAGGAAGGCAGGGACUCGGCAAAGGCGGCGGCUUACCAAGCUUUUGCUAUCGUGAAGUCCUUGUAUCCCCGGGUCGACCUCGCCGCUGCUGCCGAGGGGUUUGCCCUCGAUUGCGAUUCCGAGAGAGCGUUGGAGCUAAUGAACGAUGCUCAAGAAGCCGCCGUCGGAGUCUGUAGGAUGAUGGGCCUGCACCAGUAGAAGUGGUGUUGUAAUCUUUGGGUCGGUUGUAGAAACUAAGUAUUGUUUUAAUGAAAACAAGCUUUUGUCUAUC
Messenger RNA from Oryza brachyantha (malo sina), 1186 nucleotides. RefSeq lists its product as uncharacterized. The coding region runs from base 1 to 1113 and encodes 370 amino acids. Lineage: Eukaryota; Viridiplantae; Streptophyta; Magnoliopsida; Poales; Poaceae. The record is from RefSeq and is a predicted model, not a curated record. The transcript has 5 exons.